GACUUUUCGUCUCUCCCUGGCUUCUCCCGAACGCGUCUAUGAGCGCAGCGUUCCCGCCGUCGCUGAUGAUGAUGCAGCGCCCGCUGGGGAGUAGUACCGCCUUCAGCAUAGACUCGCUGAUCGGCAGCCCGCCGCAGCCCAGUCCCGGCCAUUUCGUCUACACCGGCUACCCCAUGUUUAUGCCCUACCGGCCGGUGGUGCUGCCGCCACCGCCGCCGCCGCCUCCCGCGCUGCCCCAGGCAGCGCUACAGCCCGCGCUGCCGCCCGCGCACCCUCACCACCAGAUCCCCAGCUUGCCCACCGGCUUCUGCUCCAGCCUGGCGCAGGGCAUGGCGCUCACCUCCACUCUCAUGGCCACGCUGCCCGGCGGCUUCUCUGCGUCGCCCCAGCACCAAGAGGCGGCCGCCGCCCGCAAGUUCGCUCCGCAGCCGCUGCCUGGAGGCGGCAACUUCGACAAAUCCGAGGCGCUCCAAGCCGAUACGGAGGACGGCAAAGCCUUCUUGGCCAAGGAGGGCUCGCUGCUCGCCUUCUCUGCGGCCGAAGCGGUGCAAGCGUCGCUCGUCGGGGCUGUCCGAGGGCAAGGGAAAGACGAGUCAAAGGUGGAAGAUGACCCGAAGGGCAAGGAGGAGAGCUUCUCUCUGGAGAGCGAUGUGGAUUACAGCUCAGAUGACAAUUUGCCUGGCCAGACUGCUCAUAAGGAAGAAGACCCCGGCCACGCACUGGAGGAGACCCCGCAGAGCGGCGGUGCGGCAGGUAGCACCACGUCCACAGGCAAGAACCGGCGGCGGCGGACUGCCUUUACCAGCGAGCAGCUGCUGGAGCUGGAGAAGGAAUUCCACUGCAAAAAGUACCUCUCCCUGACCGAGCGCUCACAGAUCGCCCAUGCCCUCAAACUCAGCGAGGUGCAAGUAAAAAUCUGGUUCCAGAACCGCCGGGCCAAGUGGAAACGUGUCAAGGCAGGCAACGCCAAUUCCAAGACGGGGGAGCCCUCUCGGAACCCCAAGAUCGUAGUCCCCAUCCCUGUCCAUGUCAGCAGGUUCGCUAUUCGAAGUCAACACCAGCAGCUGGAGCAGGCCCGACCCUGAGGGCCCAGCCAGGGUGGACACCACCGUGGAGAGGCCCUAACACUUGAGGGAACCCGUGUCAGACUCCACUCUUUAAAGCAGAACUCAGAGGCACCUCCCAGAUGUGGACAUCCCAAACAAAAUGAGAGUAUAUUCAUUAGACCAGCUUAAAGGGGGCUACAGCCACACCAGAAGAUACACUAAAUAUUUAUUAUACAACCCUACUUUGUACAUAGAUCUCUAUAUAGACUGGAUCUCAGCUGCAGUGUUUGGAAAGGGAUAGGAUCAAACCUCUCCACUUACACUUUCCAGAUGAAACAAAACCACCACUGUACUGUCUCCUUCAGCGACCACUUCCCAUACUUUCCCAAAGGUAAACGGGAGACCCAAGAACACUGCGGUUUAACCUCAUUUUCUUGUUUGUUUCUAUUCUGGCUUUUUGAGUUGAGUGCAGAGCAGUCGGUUUUUUGGUUU
Messenger RNA from Rattus norvegicus (Norway rat), 1538 nucleotides. It is a transcript of the gene Gbx2, whose product is annotated as gastrulation brain homeobox 2. Gene Ontology annotation, molecular function: DNA binding; RNA polymerase II transcription regulatory region sequence-specific DNA binding; sequence-specific double-stranded DNA binding. The transcript is spliced from 2 exons. Gene Ontology annotation, biological process: regulation of DNA-templated transcription. Lineage: Eukaryota; Metazoa; Chordata; Mammalia; Rodentia; Muridae. The record is from RefSeq and is marked validated. Bases 39 to 1085 code for a protein of 348 amino acids. Gene Ontology annotation, cellular component: nucleus.